AUUUAUGCACAUUCGCAUUGUAAUGUCAGGGCGAAUUCUGCACACACAAUUACAACAAUACUACUUACUAGGCUCCAUACUGCUACUACAAUUCCUUGCACUGUGCACGCGCCCACUCUUUUCAUAUUGAAAUAGCAAUAGUUCAGCCGACUGGAAGUUCCUUUCUGGUGGAAUUCUAAAAAGGAUCUGUGUCGGCGGGGUCGAAGCUGAGGGUCGAAGGGGCCCAGGAUUGCAAGGUAUGUCGCUGAUGAGGAAUGGUCAUGCAAGUACCAGCCGCGGUGGUGGCGACGAGGCAGGCCUAACCAACAACCCGGCCAUCGCAAUGGAUAACUACGGCGCGACGGACGAAACUACAACCCUUGCUAAUUCAGACUACCUGGAUGGCGAUGAGGAAGAGGAAGGUACACCUAUUGAGUUCAGCGUCCGAAGAUCAAAUGACGACCCAGGAACAUUCUUCAAUGAUGGCAAGAGAAAAAUUGAUUUUGUGAUAGUUCACGAGGAGGAGAAACUGACAGAGAAGCAGAAACAGAAGAAGGCGAGGGAGGAGCAGGAACGCAUAGAGAAGAAUCUACCUGCGGAGGAGGAUGAGGAGGCUCAGCAGGUGAUGUGGCGCAACAAAUUCCUGGAGAAUCUGAGAAGAUACGGUGUAGAGAUUGAGUUGGAUAUAGCAGAAGGCGACAAGAAGACAAUAACGUACUACAAGCUGCAUGCUCCGUGGAGUGUGCUGGAGUUCUUUGCCGAAGAACUGAACUUCAGGGCUCCGUUACAGAUCUACUCAGGAUUAGCGAGUGAUGUACCCGGACUGGACGCCCAUACCAACCCCAGCUCCAACUGGUCAGCCCGGAUGUUGAAGAAGCUUCACAUUCCCAACAUCAUGGCCAACAAUGUGCCCAACAAGCCACUGGACUUCUUCACCUGCUCCUUCAAGAGAUCCAAGAUAAGGAAGUUCCUGGGCAGUGACAAUAAGGACACUUUCUUCACCAACACGGAGCGCACCCGAGUGGUGAACGAGAUUCUUCAGAGCUGUACGUACGGCAAGCGGCGGCGUGCCGAGAUCGGCAUCGACCGACUGCUGGAGGAGGACGUCUUCCAGGCUGCAUAUCCUCUCCAUGAUGGCACUGAGGAAAUGCCCAAAGGCAACUUGGUGAGCAAGGAAGACUUGAACAAGCGGCAGAUUCUCAAUAAAUACUGGGCCCGCUGGGGCUGCUGGUACAAGUACCAACCGCUGGAUCACAUCAGGGAAUACUUUGGAGAGAAGAUCGGUAUCUAUUUUGCCUGGCUCGGUUUCUACACAGGAUGGCUGUUGCCUGCAUCGGUGGUAGGCGUGCUGGUCUUCCUCUACGGAAUUAUAACCGUCAGCUUUAAUGUUCCUGCAAAGGAACUAUGUGACAGUGGUGACGAAUUCAAGAUGUGUCCGCUGUGUGACGAGGAAAUUGGCUGCACGUACUGGAACCUGUCUUCUACAUGCAUGCAAGCAGAGAUUGCUUAUCUGUUUGAUCAUCCAGGGACGCUGUUCUUUGCCAUCUUUAUGUCAUUCUGGGCUGUGUCUUUCCUGGAGUACUGGAAGCGUAAGCAAGCUAGUCUAGCCCACCACUGGGAUGUCAUGGAUUUUGAGGAGGAAGAGGAGCGGCCUCGGCCAGAGUUUGCUGCCAAGGCUCCCAUGAUGGAGGAGAACCCAAUCACGGGCAUCAUGGAGCCGUACUUCCCUGAGGAUGAACGCAAGAAGAGAUGGCUGACUGGCGUGGGCGUCCUGUGUGGAAUGGUUGUGUUGGUGCUGAUCUUCAUGGUGGGAGUGAUCAUGUACCGGGUCCUGAUCGAUAUACCCCUGUCCCAGAAUGCCUUGCUGCGGAACGAGUCUCAGAGCAUCGCCAGCAUGUCCAGCGCCGUGGUCAACUUGGUUCUCAUCAUGGUGUUGGGCCAGGUCUACCAAACACUGGCCGGAAUCCUGAAUGACUGGGAGAUGCAUCGCACCCAGACGGAGUACGAGGACAACCUGACCUUCAAGGUCUUCGUCUUCCAGUUCAUGAACUUCUUCUCUUCCAUCUUCUACAUCGCCUUCUUCAAGGGCAAGUUUGUGGGCUACCCAGGCAAUUAUAGCACGAUCUUUGGUCUGCGUAACGAGGCCUGCAGCAAUGGAGGCUGCCUGGUGGAGCUGGCUCAACAGCUGCUGGUCAUCAUGGUCGGUAAACAGAUCAUCAAUAACUGCCAAGAAGUUGCCAUUCCCAAACUGAAGCAGUGCUGGCUGCGUUACAAGUUGCGAGGUUCGCUUGGCGACCGCGAGUGUAAACGAUGGGAGGCAGACUACCAGCUGGUGCCCAACGAGGGACUGUUUGAGGAAUAUCUGGAAAUGGUCAUCCAGUUUGGCUUCAUCACGGUCUUCGUGGCAGCCUUCCCCCUGGCCCCGCUCUUUGCCCUGCUCAACAACUGGAUCGAGAUCCGCCUGGAUGGCUCCAAGUACGUCAGCGAGGUGCGCCGCUCCGUGGCCGACCGGGCCCAGGACAUUGGCAUCUGGUACGACAUCCUGGAGUUCAUCGCCAAUCUGGCCGUCAUGAGCAAUGCGUUCUUGAUCGCCUUCACCUCGGAGCUUCUACCACGGCUGAUGUACCAGUACCAGUACAGCUCUGAUAUGCAUGGAUAUAUCAACUUCACUCUGGCACAUGCCCCAAACGGAUCCACCAACGAGCCGUGCAGAUACAAGGACUUCCGUGACCCGGAGGGCAACCACACCAUAUUCUACUAUCAACUGCUGGCUGUCAAACUCGCCUUUGUCAUCAUAUUUGAGCAUUUUGUCUUUGGAAUCGGUCGCUUCAUUGACUUUGCCGUCCCAGACAUUCCAGAGAGUUUGGAGAUCAAGAUCAAGAGAGAGGCAUACCUCGCCAAGCAGGCACUGCAGGAAAUACAGUAGUGAGAAGUAUCGAGUGCAUCAGAUGCCGACGGGACUGUGUGCACUUACUCAACGGCGGCUGAAGAUUUUCUGCAGUAUCAACGGUUUUGGCAUCUACAUUGUUUUGCCAUAAUAUGUGAAGCGAGCAAGCUAAACGAGUCGUUUGUCGACCCUGGUCCAAAAUUUUGUUAUAACAGAUUUGAAAAGAACACAAUCUCAGCAUAACUGCUGUGUAAACCGCAUGCUGACAUCAUCUUGAGUUCAAAAAUUAUGGAAGUCGGAACACCGAGAGAUCGAGAUGUGAUAAAGUGAUGUGAUGAAGCGGCCCUAUUUUGGCCUGAAUCUCCAAAUGAAAAUUCCUGACAAAUGACUCAUUCAGCUUGAUUGCAUCACAAAUGUUCUCCUUUGGAAUCCAUAUUGUUGUUUGUUUUGCCUCUCAGGUUCGGACAUAAGAAAGGUUCCUUUCUUUUCUUGCUAUUUUUGGUUUUAGAGUUUUGGAGUAUGGUUACUGUUCAUUGCACUCAGCUCAUAUUUGUACAUGUUUUGUGGAAGUAUUCCUUAAAAAAAAAA
Molecule: messenger RNA, 3454 nt
Organism: Patiria miniata (bat star)
Lineage: Eukaryota; Metazoa; Echinodermata; Asteroidea; Valvatida; Asterinidae
Gene: ano7
Product: anoctamin-7-like
Exons: 22
Coding region: 239-2905 (888 amino acids)
Biological process (GO): chloride transmembrane transport
Cellular component (GO): plasma membrane
Molecular function (GO): protein dimerization activity; chloride channel activity
Source: RefSeq, a predicted model, not a curated record